CGUUUAGCUAUGAAGUAGCUACAUAACCUUGCGAUCAUAAUAAUAACAAAAGCGUCGCGGCUGAGUUUUGUUAUCAAAUAUUGUGUGUGCUAAAGUUCUGUUCCAAUAAACGCACUGUUCUGUUGUGAUGUGGAAAACGUGAUUUUGUCUAUAAUUUUCAAAGGAUGGGCGACAUAAGGGCCGGCCUCGAGGAAUUAAAAUUCGACGGGGCCCUUUUCGCCGAUGUUAAAUACUACGUCAGCGGCGAAGGUGAUCCCAAGAUCUUAAAUUUACUACAAGAAGGAGGAGCAGAAAGAUCAAAUUAUUUUAGUGAUUUUGUUACACAUUUAAUAGCAGGCUAUGAUGCAUUGGAAAAUGAUAUAUCUGCUGCAAAGGAUAUAUAUGAAAUACCAGCAGUUACGCAGAAUUGGAUUUUAUAUUCUGUCAGAUGCAAUAAACUUUUACCAUCACACUAUUUUUCACCUGAAGAUUCACAGUUAUUUUCAAAUGUAAGAGCAUGCAUAUCUCAAAUAAGCCGUGCAGAUAGUAAAAGCUUGUGGGCAAUGAUCACCUUUCAGGGUGGUAAAUGUCAAUUACAGUUAGACCGGUAUUGUACACAUUUAAUUACCGGAAAAGCUACUGGAUUGAAAUAUGAAACUGCAAUAAGGCAUCCUAUUCAAAUUGUAACACCAGAUUGGGUAACAGAAUGUUGUAGGAAAGGAACAAUCGUAAAUGAAGUGGAAUACCAUCCAAGACUUUUAAUAUAUUCGAAUAGUUCAACAGCUUUGAUUACUGGUUUUAUGGAUGAAGAUACAGAAAAUAGUACUGCACAAGAAGAACAAGAUAGAACUAAAGCCAUGUUGGAACAACUUAAGCAACGCAUGCCCUGGAAUCAACCAAGUCCACCUGUAUCUUCCAAUACCUCACAUAAUUUGAACACUGCUAAUGCAACCGUUACGACCGUUCCUUAUCCAACUAAUGCUCCAAAUAGUGUUAAUACCCAACAACAGCAUGUUUUACGACCAAUUGCAACCACUGGUUUAUCUAAUUCAUCUACAGUCUCGUCUUCUGCAUCUGAGCAAAAUGUUAAUCAGACUAAUUGGCUGCCACAAACUUCUCAGCAAAAUAAUGUUGCUCAAAUGAAACCUGUGCCAACACAGUUGCAACAGCAACAACAACAACAAUCCGAAUUAUCUCCUCAACAACCGCCACAGCAGCAACAAAUAAACGUACAACAACAUUCAUUAUUGCAACAACAGCAGCAGCAGCAAUUGAACCAACAGCAGCAACAGCAACUAUCACAACAGCUCACACAACAUCAACAAUUACAACAACAAACAUACACUCAGCAACAACUUAUAAGUCAACAACAAUCUCCACAAUUAGCGUCUCAACAACAGCUCAUAAAUACACAACAGCCACUCACACAGCAGUCACUCAUACCACAACAACAACAACAAAUCAACUCACAAAUACCUCAACAUCAAAUAUCAUCUCCUCAACAACUACUAACACAACAAAAACAAUUAAAUCAACAUCAGAUACUUUCACAGCAACAAAUCAAUCAACCACAACAUUUACCACAACCACAACAGAUUACUACUCAACAACAAUUAGUUCAACAACAACAAGUGCAAUUAACGCCACAGCAACAACAACAGAUAGUUUUGCAGCAGCAACAACUUCCUACACAGCAGCAGAUUGGAGCACAACCGCAUCCAUUAAAUCAACAACAAGCUCCUCCGCAGCAACUUACAUCUGAACAACGACAGCUCAUCUUAUUACAACAGCAACAACAGCAGCAACAAAAAAUUCAACAGAUUUCACAGCAGUUGCAACAAUCCGCACCUCAGGGUUCACAGCAGUUCGUUAUAAGAGACGGGCAAUUACAGCAGCAGCCUCAAAAUCAACAAUUAAUGGGACCGAAUCAACAAGGUUUUAUCGUACAAAGAGAUUCUCAGUGGCAACAGCAACAGUAUCAUAUGCAGGUACAACGACAACAGCAGCAACAAAGACCGAGUGGACAAUGGACCCAACAGCCGCCCCAACCACCGAGACAAUUGAUUCAAUUAGAUGCACAAACUCAUCAACAGCUGCAGCAAAUGGAUCCUCAACAGAGGGCUCAGUUUAUUCAAAAGAUUCAAAAACAAAGAAACUUAUUGCUACAGAGACAAAUGCAAAAUCGCCAAGCACAGCAGGGAGCGCAUAUCGCUGUUAUAAGAAGCCCAGGGAAGCCCGUACAGCCGGGUGGUUUACAGUGGGUCCAGCAACCGCAGUUGCCAAUGAUAGGGCCACAAAUUGCCCAAACGCCGGGCCAGAAACCGGUGCAUCCAGGAGUUCAGCCACCAGCUUUAACGCCAAUCAAUUCUUCUAAUCAGGUGAUCGUGCAGACCAGGCAAAACGUGCAGGGUCCUCAAACCGGUCAACCUGGCCAGCCGUUCCAGCAAGCUCAACCUUUAACACCGCAGCAUAUAGCGCAAUUACAUAUGCAGAAGCAGCAACAGAUGGCCAGGCUACAACAGUUGCAACACCUACAGCAACAACAGCAGCAGCAGCAGCAACAACAACAGCAACAAGGUGCACAGCCAGAGCCACCAUUGACUUCUUUGCCAAAUAACGCUCAGAUACCACCAGAUCAACAGUUGGUCGUAAAUGCAAAAACGAAAACCGCCUUGGCAAACAUGCUGACGAAUAGAUUACAAGGUAGUGCGACCGAAGGUAGCGCAGCCGGUCAGUUAAGACUAAUGACUGCCCAACACAGACCACCACCCCCACCGUCUCAGGACCCGCAGCUCCUUGCUGCCUACCAACGGAGAGCUGUUGGAAACAUCGCAAACGGGACAUCACCGGGAGCCCCGAUUAAGAUGCAGUACGCUCCGGUGAUGCCUCAAGCUAAGGCCCAGUUCUACGGUCACAAUCCAAACCUAAAACUGCCACCAGAUCUGUUUUUGCUAGGUUGUAUCUUUGUCAUCGUCGAAUACGACGUGCAACGUCCGAACGACGUGUCCGUUUGGAAGCAAGUGAUCGAAAGACACGGGGGAGAAGUGGAGCCUCAGUACUGCACCCGAGCGACCCAUGUGCUCGCGAUCACACAGAAACAUCCGACGGUGGUGCAGGCACUACGCGAAGGGAAACGUUGCGUCAGUGCUCACUGGCUAUCAGAUGUUGUCAAUAAACAGCAGGUACUACCACCUUGGCACGCGCUGCAUUUUCCAACGCCAUUCAGCUUGACAGAGCUUCCGUGCGCGAAACAAAUUGUAUCGUUGUCUGGAUUUGAAGGGGAGGAACGCGCGAAAGUGAAGUAUAUGCUGGAAGCGUUGGGAGCUAAGGUUACCAAUUACUUCACCAGGCACAACACUCUCCUCGUUUGCAGAAGCCUAGACGGUCAGAAAUAUAAAAAAGCUCGAGAAUGGCAAACUGGAGUGGUGAAUGCUCAAUGGUUAACGGAUUUGUUAUGCGGACAAAUAAACGCUAUCCAUCAAACGGAAAAUCCAAAAUAUCAACAGUACAGCCUGAGCAAUCCUUUCAGAUUGGAUUAUUCCCUAGUACCUCAUUUAAUGGGUGCAUGGAAAAUGCCGAUAAAUAUUACUCAGGAGUCGUAUGAUAAAGUGAAACAGGUUGGUCAGGGUCCAAAUUCGAUACGAAAAUACAAGAAGCCACGAUUAGAUGUACCGUUGCUAAACAAAGACCUACAUUUGUUGGGAUUAGAGGAACCAAUAGUUGUUAGCAAUCCUGAUCCACCAGCUCCGGAUAAACAACCGAGAAUAUUAUUCUCUGGCAUUAAUCCUAGGAAACAUGCAAAGAGAAUUCGAGAAUUAGGUGGUGCGCUGGCAGCCAGUUGGCGAGAUGCGACACAUCUCGUGAUGUCAACACCAAUGAGAACUGUAAAAUUAUUGUGUUGUCUGUCACGUUGUAAAUAUAUUGUCACGUUACAGUGGUUACUAGAUUGUUCCGCAAGGAACACGUUUUUAGAAGAAAGCGGUUACACGCUUGGGAAUCCAGAGUUCGAGAAGAAUUUUGGUUGUAAUAUUGAAAAGGCUUUGGCGAGCCCCAACCGAGGAACAGUACUUAAGGGUAAAAUAUUUUAUGUUACACCAAGUGUAAUACCCUCGCCACCGGCGAUGGCAGAAAUAAUUGAAAGUGCGGGUGGAACGAUGGAGAAAACACGAAGAUCAAUCUCACAGAUUCAAGAAUUGAAUAGUAAUAAACUAACUUAUGUCAUCGUCACUCACGAAAACGAUCUUUAUCUCCUAUCCGAUGUUUUACGUGCAAAUAUCAGUGUGUUCAGUGCAGAAAUUGUAUUAGGAGCAGUUGCACGACAAUACUUCCAAGCAGAACAAGUCUAAACAGAGAGCAGUUUUCAAAACACUGCAUUUUAAUUCCUGAUACGAGCUUACUAAAUUCUUAGUAAGCUAUUUUGGAGAUGACAAAUUUUUGCUUACCUUCUUCAAUGGGACAAUAAAGAGCAUAAUUUUAUGAUA
Molecule: messenger RNA, 4460 nt
Organism: Osmia bicornis bicornis
Lineage: Eukaryota; Metazoa; Arthropoda; Insecta; Hymenoptera; Megachilidae
Gene: Ptip
Product: PAX-interacting protein 1-like
Exons: 9
Coding region: 165-4325 (1386 amino acids)
Cellular component (GO): MLL3/4 complex
Source: RefSeq, a predicted model, not a curated record